Molecule: messenger RNA, 2250 nt
Organism: Prunus mume (Japanese apricot)
Lineage: Eukaryota; Viridiplantae; Streptophyta; Magnoliopsida; Rosales; Rosaceae
Product: shaggy-related protein kinase kappa
Biological process (GO): cell differentiation; peptidyl-threonine phosphorylation; signal transduction
Cellular component (GO): cytoplasm; nucleus
Molecular function (GO): ATP binding; protein serine/threonine kinase activity
Source: RefSeq, a predicted model, not a curated record
CAAGUACAUAAUCAUCUACAUUCCUCUCCCCUCCUCUAGUUUUAGAUAAAGAGCAGAGUAUGGUAUAGUAAUAUCAUCAUCAGCGUCUUAUUUGUCCCGACUCCAUUAUUCUUUCUUUGUUUUGAAAACCACCCAAAGCUGUCCACUUUCUCUCUCUCUCACCGCUCAAAACUCAGAGAAAAAGAAAACCAAUAAAAAGCUCAAAAAGUUAAUUGAUUUUCCGUAAAAUUAAUAAUAUUCAUAAUUAUAAUCUGUUCAACUACAGUUCACUCUCUCCGAUCAACCCUUUGUUCUUGUGCAAAUUUUUCUGCUCCAAUCUCAAAAUUCGAAGAGCAAAAUUUAAAAUGCGCGAGCUCUGCUUCGAGCCCUCUCCGAAACGUUUGCAGAAAGAUAGGUACUUGGAUGGGACCGGACGCAGAAGUAGAGAGUAUUGCAAGGUUGGGAAGUACUAGCAUCUGCGGUAUUGAUCAGACAUUGUUAUGGCUUCUGCUAGCUUAGGGAACGGUGGAGUUGGCAGUUCAAGGUCGGUGAAUGGCUUCAAGAGUUCGUCUAGUUCGGUUGACUGGCUCGGGAGGGAGAUGCUUGAGAUGAGAUUGAGAGACAAGCCGGAUCAUGAUGAGGAUAGAGAUAGUGAACCGGAUGUGAUUGAUGGUGUGGGUGCUGAAACAGGGCAUGUAAUACGAACAACUGUUGGUGGUCGAAGUGGUCAAUCUAGGCAGACUGUGAGUUAUAUUUCAGAACAUGUGGUUGGAACUGGUUCUUUUGGGGUUGUUUUCCAGGCAAAAUGUAGAGAAACUGGAGAGAUUGUUGCUAUCAAGAAGGUCCUUCAAGACAAGCGCUACAAGAACAGGGAGUUACAAAUUAUGCAAAUGUUGGAUCAUCCAAACAUUGUGGCCCUAAAGCAUUGCUUCUUUUCAACCACAGACAAAGAAGAGGUUUACUUGAACCUCGUACUUGAAUUUGUUCCUGAAACUGUUAACCGUAUUGCGAGGAACUAUAGUAGGAUCAACCAGCGGAUGCCCUUAAUAUAUGUUAAACUUUACACCUAUCAGAUAUGCAGGGCUCUUGCUUAUAUACAUAAUUGCAUUGGAAUCUGCCAUCGUGACAUUAAGCCUCAGAACUUACUUGUGAAUCCUCACACGCAUCAGCUGAAACUUUGUGAUUUUGGGAGCGCAAAAGUAUUAGUGAAAGGAGAACCAAAUGUUUCUUACAUCUGCUCAAGAUAUUAUCGUGCUCCAGAAUUGAUAUUUGGUGCCACUGAGUACACAACUGCUAUUGAUAUAUGGUCUACAGGUUGUGUGAUGGCUGAAUUACUUCUUGGGCAGCCCUUGUUUCCUGGCGAAAGUGGAGUUGACCAACUAGUUGAGAUCAUUAAGGUUUUGGGAACUCCAACUAGGGAGGAGAUAAAGUGCAUGAAUCCAAACUAUACUGAAUUCAAAUUCCCACAGAUAAAGCCUCAUCCCUGGCAUAAGGUAUUCCAAAAACGCUUGCCCCCAGAAGCAGUAGAUCUUGUUUGUAGGUUUUUCCAGUAUUCCCCCAAUCUGCGAUGCACUGCUUUGGAAGCUUGCAUUCAUCCUUUCUUUGAUGAAUUGAGAGACCCAAAUACUCGUCUUCCUAAUGGUCGCCCUCUUCCUCCUUUAUUCAACUUUAAAUCCCAGGAGCUUCAAGGAAUUACACCUGACAUAGUCAAUCGACUUAUCCCGGAGCAUGCCCGUAAGCAGAACUUAUUUAUGGCUUUGCACACCUAGCAACUUCUAUGAACGUCUCUUGCAUCUGCUUGCCCUCUCACUCCAAUAUGGUCUUGUAUCAACAUAUGUAAAAUCUCUCUACCUUUGUACUUGUCAUCUGGUGUCCUGUGACCGUGAGUAGUAAGAGUGUUAUGCCAAAGUUCCCGAAACGUUGUAGGAAAUCUGAGGCUUUAAGUUUGCAUGCGGAUAGAGGUGGUUUUGUAUGCUUAUUUGAAGACCAAAUAUAAAUUACAUGUAUGUUUAUUGUGACUCCAAGCGCAAGGAAUUUAAGAUAAUAUAUAUACGUACAGAGAGUGUUUCUUCCUUGGUGUAAUUUUUGUGCAUUGUAAUUUGUUGAAUGUUUCGAUUCAGUCUUGUUGCUUUAAAUUUGAACAAUGUGGAUCAUACAUUUGCAGAAUUACGUUGAUACGGUGCUUGCUCAAACCGAAAGACAGGAAUUUACGUGUGGUAUUUGAAUUUGGCAUGUAUUUUUGGAAAGUUUAAAUGGAAAUUAAUUUGGAGA